Messenger RNA from Penicillium antarcticum, 729 nucleotides. RefSeq lists its product as uncharacterized. Bases 1 to 729 code for a protein of 242 amino acids. NCBI's taxonomy places the organism in Eukaryota, Fungi, Ascomycota, Eurotiomycetes, Eurotiales, Aspergillaceae. The transcript has 2 exons. The record is from RefSeq and is a predicted model, not a curated record.
AUGGCUGAACGAACCCCCAAUAUCCGUGCGGAGGUAGAUCUGAUGAUAUUGGACUACCUCGUCUGUCUGGCCGUUAGCCGACUUCUUGCCGUGGUCGGAAAUUCCCACAUGUUCUCAGAUGUGGAAUGGCUCGUGCAAUCCGUUGAGACGUUCCACUCCAUAAUCGAGGGCCACCAACUCGAAUAUGCCCUCCCCUCGGAUCUCGACCUCAAACUGCAGAUCUUCCAUAUCGUCAAUUCGUAUUGCCGCUACACGCCCCCUAGUGAUUGCCGCCAUCUCCUCAAUUUCACGCCUUUGUCCCACAUCGCGGUUGAAUUUAUGCAAUUCUGCUAUGCCUCGAUUGAACAUGUCUCCAGGACGCGCUGGUUUGAUCUCGGUGCCCAUAUCAUGGCGCAUGCGAUUUUGGAGGAAAAGGACCGCUUCCCGGAGCCUCUCCGCAGGCUUUGUUCCUGGACAACCGACGACGACGAGCUGAACGCCUACUGGGAGGUCAGUUGUGGAAUGUUUCUCGAGCAUAUUCCACCCCCAUAUGGAACCGCUGCCCCAGCAAGCCGAGAAGAGCUAGAUCGGAUUUUUGACGUCCAGCUACUGCACGACCGUUUUACUGGGUUCGUCGAGGAUCUCAUGGAGGUCUUGGAUGCACCUCUCCUUGUACAACUGGAGCAGGGUCAGCUGAUCGGGUUGACCCGCGAAGAAACACAGCGGGUGAUUGAAGCUUGCCGAUUCUGA